Molecule: messenger RNA, 1827 nt
Organism: Aureococcus anophagefferens
Lineage: Eukaryota; Pelagophyceae; Pelagomonadales; Pelagomonadaceae
Exons: 1
Coding region: 1-1827 (608 amino acids)
Biological process (GO): mitotic spindle organization; microtubule-based movement
Molecular function (GO): microtubule binding; ATP binding; microtubule motor activity
Source: RefSeq, a predicted model, not a curated record
AUGGAGAUCUACAACGAGCAGGGCUUCGACCUGCUCGACCCGUCGCACGAGACGAAACAAUUAACGGAUCUCCCGCGCGUGAAGAUGAUGGAGGACGAGAACGGCAACUUCCACCUCAAGAACCUGUCGAUGCACCGCGCGGGCAGCGAGGAGGACGCGCUGAAUUUGUUAUUUCUCGGCGACACGAACCGGGCCAUCAGCGAGACGGCGAUGAACCAGGCGUCGUCGCGGUCGCACUGCAUGUUCACGAUCUUCCUCGAGGGCCGCCGGGCCGGCAGCGACCGCGUGCUGCGGUCCAAGCUCCACAUGGUCGACCUCGCGGGGUCCGAGCGCGUCCACAAGACCAAGUCCGACGGCGUCACGCUGCGCGAGGCCCAGUACAUCAACACGUCCCUCUUCUACCUCGAGAUGGUCAUCGUCGCGCUGAACGAAAAAAAGGGCGGCCGCGUCCACAUCCCCUACCGCAACUCGAUGAUGACGUCCGUGCUCCGCGACUCCCUCGGCGGCAACUGCAAGACGGUCAUGGUCGCGACCUGCUCCGCGGAGAAGGAGCAGACCGAGGAGUCCAUCUCGACGUGCCGCUUCGCGCAGCGCGUCGCCUUGGUGAAGAACGACGCGCACGUCAACGAGGAGACGGACCCCUUCGUGACCAUCCGGCGCCUCAAGGGCGAGGUCGCGACGCUGCGCGCCGAGGUGACCUUCCUCAAGGGCGAGGCCGGCGAGGGCGCGAGCCUCACGGACGGCGAGCGCGCGGACCUCGCGGAGGCGUGCCAGGUCUACGUGGAUUCCAGGGACGCGCACGAGACCCUGCGGGUCUCGCCGCUGACGCUGACGCGCAUCAAGGACUGCUUCGCCAUCCUGAAGAACAUGGUGCUGAGCGCCAUGGCGACCGCGGGCCCCGGCGGCGGCGGCGGCGGCGGCGGCGGCGACUGCGACGCGCUCCAGCGGACGCUCAAGGAGCGCGACAACGAGAUCGCCAUCUUGGUCAACAUGGUGCGCCAGGCCAAGGGCGGCGGCCCGCUGCCGACCCUGGGCAAGGACCAAACAUCGCCGGGGAAGCCGCCCGCGCCGUCGCCGGACGCGAAGCCCGACCGCGCGGGGCCCCGGGAGCGCCGCGACCCCCGGGAAGUUCUGGCGGAGAAGCGGCGCCAGAUGCGCGUGAGCGACGUCGGCGGCGUCGACUUCAGCCUGCCGCCCAAGGAGGCCGCGGGCAUCCGCGACGACCCCCAGAAGGCCUACGCGUACUUCCGCGAGCGGUGCCGGACGAACGGCGCCAUCGAGGACAACAAGGCCGUGCUCAAGGCCAAGUACGGCGAGGCGAAGAUGUACGGCGAGCGCGUCAACUCGUCGCGCAAGUCCAUCGCCUACCUCAAGCAGACCAUCGAGCAGCUCCGCCGCGAACGCGCGAUGGAGGGCGUCUCCGGCGACGACGACGACGGCGAGCCGCCGCCGCCGACCGCCGAGGAGGAGAAGAAGAAGGAGGCCAUCGAGGUCGAGAAGCGCGUCUACAAGGAGUCCUUCGAGAAGCUGCGGGGGCUCAAGGGCGAGAUCGAGCACAUCCAGCGCAUGCUCGAGACGGGCCGCGCGAGGCUCCAGUCCGACUUCGACAAGUGGUACGACCACGUCCUGCGCAUCCCGAUCAACUCGCCGCGCUACGACCACGAGGAGCCGUCGCCCGAGCCCGCGCGGUCCGCCUGGGCGACGCCGCCCCUCAACGCCAGCCAGCCGAAGCCGCCGAAGCUCACGGGCAACGAGGACGCGGACGACGACAUCCGCGCGUUCUACGCGGCCAAGGAGGAGCUCGCCGUGCUCCAGGCGAAGCGCUAA